Cyphellophora attinorum is the source of this 639-nucleotide messenger RNA. RefSeq lists its product as uncharacterized. NCBI's taxonomy places the organism in Eukaryota, Fungi, Ascomycota, Eurotiomycetes, Chaetothyriales, Cyphellophoraceae. Gene Ontology annotation, molecular function: transcription cis-regulatory region binding; DNA-binding transcription activator activity, RNA polymerase II-specific. The coding region runs from base 1 to 639 and encodes 212 amino acids. The transcript is spliced from 4 exons. Gene Ontology annotation, cellular component: RNA polymerase II transcription regulator complex. The record is from RefSeq and is a predicted model, not a curated record.
AUGGACUUCACAUUUAGUCCCUCACAGUCCCCGAGACAAAAUACAGUCUACCCUUCCGGAAGAUAUUUCGAUUCCACUUCAGAGAGCUCCAGCCCAGAUUCGCCUCAAAACGUAAAUCAGAUGCUCUUCAACGGCAGCUACGAUAUGUUCAACUACGGCACAACUCCAUCGUCCACACUCGAUGAGCGCGAUCGCAGACGGCGUCGAUCUGGAAGCACGUCCGGCUCGAGCACGAAGGAAAAGGACACCCUCACAAAUAUGCACCUGCGCCGCCGAGCACAGAACAGAGCUUCACAGAGGGCAUUCCGGGAGCGCAAAGAAAAGCACGUGAAGGGACUCGAGAAUCAACUGGAAGACCUCCACGAAAAGCACCAAGACCUCCUUCAAUCUUUCAGCCGCCAAGCCGGCGAAGUAUCACGACUCAACUCGAGAAUAUCGGAACUCAAUGCAGAGCUCAAUGCCCUACGCUCAUGUCAGGACCAAUCAUUCUCUGAGAUGCUCAUGCCCGAGAAGUUCGAUAAAUUCGACGCCUUUGCUGCGCACGACAUGCUAUAUACAGGUCCCGAAAGCUACUUCGACAAGUCAGCAGCAGACCUGAAUGCGGAGUUUGCGCUGCAUUCAUUCGAAGACUCAUUGUGA